Molecule: messenger RNA, 2070 nt
Organism: Lolium rigidum
Lineage: Eukaryota; Viridiplantae; Streptophyta; Magnoliopsida; Poales; Poaceae
Product: probable UDP-N-acetylglucosamine--peptide N-acetylglucosaminyltransferase SPINDLY
Exons: 12
Coding region: 16-1878 (620 amino acids)
Molecular function (GO): protein binding
Source: RefSeq, a predicted model, not a curated record
ACCUGGACGACGGCGAUGCUGCCGGAGGCCCAGCCUCCGCCGCCGCCGCCGCCGCCGAGGGCGAUGCUCGCCGACCUCAACGUCGACCCGCCGGAGAGCGACGGCGAGGACCACCCGCCAACCCCCAAACCGAGCCCCGCCGUCGCCGCCUCCGCCGCCGCCGCAGUUCCGGUGGCCGCCGCUGACUACUCCACUAGGAGUUGUAUUGAGGAGAGUGGGUUGACGAAAAACACAAUCGCAACGAAGGACCCUGAUACUGUUGAAUGCGAAGACGUUGAUCAACAUUAUCAAGGGGCAUCUGUUUCACGAGAGGAGAAAGUUAGCAACUUGAAAGCUGCUUUAGUUCAUGUUGCCCGGAAGAUGCCUAAGAAUGCCCAUGCCCAUUUUAUGUUGGGUUUGAUGUACCAAAGGCUUGGUCAGCCCCAGAAGGCAAUAUUAGCGUAUGAAAAAUCAUCUGAAAUAUUAGUACAAGAUGAGCAAGAAGUGCGGAGGCCUGAUUUACUCUCAUCAGUGAGGAUGCACCAUGCUCAGUGUAUUUUGCAAGCAAGCAUGGGUGAUAGUUUUGAUGAAGAGCUUGACACUGGUGAACUGGAUGAAAUCCUUGUUAAGCUAAAGAGUUCAGUUGAAUUGGACCCCAGGCAGGCAGCUGUUUGGAAUAUUCUUGGAUUAGUUCUUCUUCGCGGUAGUCAAAUUCAGAGUGCUAUCUCAGUUUUUUCUACUCUCACGGCUGUUGCUCCAGAUUACUUGGACUCACUUGCCAAUCUUGGUGUUGCAUAUAUUCAAAGUGGGAAUCUAGAGCUGUCCGCAAAAUGCUUUCAAGAGCUGGUUUUGAAAGACCAAAACCACCCAGCUGCUCUGGUGAAUUAUGGUGCUCUCCUUCUAUGUAAAUAUGGAUCUUUGACUGCAGGGGAGUCUGGUACUGAAAGUGCAGGGUCUUAUCUGCACCAGAAAGAAGCCUUAGUUGUUGCAAAGGAGUGCUUACUUGCAGCUGUGAGGUCUGAUCCUAAAGCUGCAUCUGUAUGGGUAAAUCUUGCAAAUGCAUAUCACAUGGUUGGUGAACAUAGAAAUUCAAAGAGGUGUUUGGAGCAGGCAGCGAAAUUUGAACCCAAUCAUAUGCCUGGUCGGUAUGCAAUUGCAGUUCACCGUAUCAGAGAUGCUACAAGGUCGCAAUGUUCUGAUGAUCAGCUUUCCUGGGCUGCAACUGAGAUGGCAACGGUUCUAAAAGAAGGAGACCCUUCAGCAGUUGAUGCUCCAAUCGCAUGGGCAGGGUUGGCAAUGGCUCACAGGGCGCAACAUGAAAUUCCGGCUGCUUAUGAUGGAGAGCAGGCCGUUCUAAAUGAGGCAGAAGAGCGAGCUCUUUAUACUCUAAAGCAGGCAAUCCAAGAGGACCCAGAUGAUGCUGUUCAAUGGCAUCAACUUGGUUUGUAUAAUAUUUGCACGACUCAGUUUAGUCGAUCUGUAAAUUUUCUGAAAUCUGCAAUAGCUCGCUCCCCGGAUUGCAGUUAUGCUUGGUCUAAUCUUGGUAUCGCGUUGCACUUAUCAGACGAUCCAUCCUCUGAAACUGUAUAUAAGCGGGCCCUAGUGCUAUCUUCAAGCCAGCAGUCGCACGCAAUCCUCUCUAAUCUUGGAAUUCUUUACCGGCAGCACAGGCUGUAUGAACUUGCAAGAAAGAUGUUAUCAAGGUCUUUGGAAAUUUGCCCUGGGUACGCACCCGCCAACAACAACCUGGGUCUCGUAUUUGUCGCGGAGGGCCGUCUGGAGGAUGCUAUAGGCUGCUUCGAGAGAGCUGUAAAAUCCGAUGACUUGCUCGAUGCUGCCAAAUCGAACUUGGCAAAAGCCCUUACAUUGGCUAAGAAACAACAGGGCAACACGAGAUGAAUGAUGUCCACCUUUCAGCCUUGUGCUGGAGCUUCGAACAAGGAAGGACUUCAAAUAUCUGAUCUGGAACGUGUCGGCUCUUGAAUGGCCAGCUCAGAACCGACGCGUGGGUGGCUGCUGGAAGCUGUGAAGAAGAGCAGCCUGUAAGGUUGCGCUGAAUAUCAGGAGAGCUGGCUGCUGUUCCAGUGCUGC